Molecule: messenger RNA, 1500 nt
Organism: Fonsecaea nubica
Lineage: Eukaryota; Fungi; Ascomycota; Eurotiomycetes; Chaetothyriales; Herpotrichiellaceae
Exons: 3
Coding region: 1-1500 (499 amino acids)
Biological process (GO): proton export across plasma membrane; sodium ion export across plasma membrane; regulation of membrane potential
Cellular component (GO): plasma membrane
Molecular function (GO): sodium:proton antiporter activity
Source: RefSeq, a predicted model, not a curated record
AUGUAUGGUCUAGUCCUCUCCAACUUCAACCUGGUCUGCGCCGCAUUCGGCGGCUUCCUGCUGAGUUUCGGGCUGGUGUCUGAGACAUGGAAGCAACAAUUCCUGCUCUCGGAAGCAUUGAUUGCCUUGGUCGCGGGUGCAGUUCUCUCGAAAUUUGCAGGAAUCCUCCAUCCAGAGGAGUAUGGGUGCGAAGAGGACAAGAACAUCGACUCAAUCACCCUGGAAUUCUCCCGGCUGGUGCUCGCGGUCCAGCUGGUCCUCACGGGUGUCCAGCUCCCUCGGCGCUAUCUCUCCAAGGCAUGGCGAUCGGUUUUCUACCUGAUAGGCCCAACUCUGACGUUGAUGUGGCUCAGUGCAGGCCUGAUCAUCUGGGUGAUGUUGCCGCGUCUGGGCUUCGUCCACGCCCUGGCCAUCGGAGCCUGUGUCGCUCCGACCGAUCCAAUCCUCUCCAACGCGGUCAUCAAAGGCCGGUUUGCAGAGAUUAAUACUCCAAAACCACUGCAGAGUCUCAUCACGGCUGAAGCAGGGUUGAACGAUGGCCUUGGCUAUCCAUUUCUCUUCUUCGCACUUUACUGUAUCAAGCACUCCGGAAGCAAAGGGUUUCCGCUAGAUAUGCUCACAUCCUGGCUAGGGGGUACUUGGGGCUACGUUGUCAUUGUCAGCGUCGUCUAUGGCGUGGUGGUCGGCUACGCCGCGCGAAAGCUGUUCUUUGCUGCCAGAAGACGCGGGUUCGUCGAGGAAGAGAGCUCCUUGAUAUAUGUCAUUGCGCUGUCACUAUUCAUCUUGGGUACCUGUGGAAUACUGGGAACCGACGACAUCCUCGCCUGCUUCGUCGCCGGGUGCACAUUUGCGUGGGAUGACCAGUUCGAGCAGGACGCCUGCAGUGUACUCUUCUGGUCCGCAGCGGAUAUGUUGCUCAACGUCUCCAUCUUCAUAUGGUACGGAGCCGCCGCGCCAUGGACAUUAUUCACCACAAACAGUAUCAUCUCGCCCGGACGACUAUUGGCGCUGGCCGUCCUAAUCCUUUGUCUCCGGCGCUUACCGGCAAUCUUGAUCAUGAAGCACAACGUGACCGAGAUCGGAAGCCUUUUCCAGGCCAUGUUUGUCGGCUUCUUUGGACCUAUUGGAGUUUCAGCCAUUUUCUAUCUGCUAAUCGCCGUGGAGUUCCUCGAGGAGUUGGUCCAGGAUGGUGGCCAAGCUACGGUACUCGGGGAUAUACAGUUUCUCCAAGAUGCCAUGCGGGUCGUUGUAUGGUUUCUCGUCGUGAGCAGCGUCAUUGUCCAUGGCUUGGCCUUGCCGCUGUCUGAACUGUGCUGCUGGAUCCCUGUCGCCUGCCGUCUCGUACCUGGACGGGGGUUACUCGACAAGUCUGAUGACGCAGAAGCCGGACCAGACUCCGUUCACAGAAAACUUCGAGAUUAUUUCGCCGUUGAUUCUUCAAGUAAGGAGAGUGAGACACGCAUUGGUUUCGUUGAAAAUGGAUAUAACACCAUGGACUGA